AUGACGAUUGUUUUUGGGACGCCGAACAUUUCGCGCCACUCCAGAGAUCCUUCUCGAACCUCGGCCGCUUUGACUUCCCCGCCGUUAGAUCAAAUAUUUGGCCAGAUCAGACUCGGCAUUUUUGAUUAUUUUUUGUCGGGGGUUUAUCUUUUGAAAUUCAUUUUAAACGUCGUAAUUGUCACAAUUAUUUCUGACAUGAUCAAACAUGAAAAUAAAUGUUUUCCUCUGGGAAAGAUCAUGAUUUUCAUUUACAAAAUACACUUCCAACAGCUUUUUUUUUUCGAAAAAAUUACAGGUAUUUGAUCGAUUCCUUUCAAAAUUGAUAAUAACUUUAGAAGAAGCAAGAUAAUGUUUCUUAAGGAACACAAUUAUAAAGAAAAAAAUCGCAAAUUUCUAGCUGUCGCUUUCCGAUAAUGUAGCAACCAUAACUCAUUUCUUUCACAUAAAAAAAUUAUUUGAAAGCUUAUUUUUCUCCGCUAUACUAUGAAAAAGAAACAAAAAAUACGUCUGUAGAAACAUAAUUCGUUCCAAAUCGAAAAAGAUGUUACACACGUUGCGAAAAAAAAUGAAAUGAGAAUAAAGCGAAUCUUUUAAAAAAUUCUGCUAUUUUUAAAACGUCUCUGCGUAUUCUCUAUUAUUCCGACUGAAUCGAAAAAGAAAGAAUUGAAGCUGACUCAUAAAUCUUUUUUUCGAAUCUUUUGACGACCUAAAUGCUUUUUGGGCAAGAAAAUCGCAAAGAACUCGUCGCUGAUGAACGACAAUUCAGCGCAAUUUGCCGUUUCUGACUCGGCGUUUCGUUACAAGUUCGGAUGUUUUUCAUGCAUUUUCUGCGAUGAACAAUUUUUGGAUGAAAAAUAUUUAUUUAUAAGUUGAAGGAGAUACUCAUUCGUAGGCACGAGCGUUGGCGUCACCUCCCCACUGGAGCCAGAGAAGUCCGUUGGCCGAGGCAACGAGGGCCGCGAAGACGGUGAGGACGGUGGAGGACGACAUCUUCCGAUGGAUUCUGGAGGGGAAAAGGUGCUUUUAUAGGAACGUCUAGGAAGUUCUCAAGGAACAGUUAAAUUGAAGAAUGGGAACCAUACCGAUUCUUGAGAUACUUCCAUGAACUUUUAGUCAGUUCCCAUUCUUCAAUUUGUCCUAUUCUUGAGAAUCUUCAAGAUCCUUCCUAUAAAAGGUCCUUGUUCCCCCUAGAAUCCAUCGGAAGAUGUCGUCCUCCACCGUCCUCACCGUCUUCGCGGCCCUCGUCGCCUCGGCCAACGGCCUUCUCUGGCUCCAGUGGGGAGGUGACGCCAACGCUCGCGCCUACGAAUGA
This is a messenger RNA of Caenorhabditis auriculariae, 1312 nucleotides long. The record is from the annotation of a GenBank genome assembly. NCBI's taxonomy places the organism in Eukaryota, Metazoa, Nematoda, Chromadorea, Rhabditida, Rhabditidae.